CCUAAUUCUUUCCGUCAUGCGUACCAAAUUACCAAUGGCUCCCCACCUCCUGGCCGUGGCCGUGGCCGUGUCCGCCAUCAUCGCCGCCGUAUCGCUGCUCGCGCCCGGCGCCGCUGGCUACCCGUGGCCAUUUUGUGGCACGAGCAACGACUUCAAGCCCAACAGCACAUACCAGGCCAACCUCAACCUCCUCGCCGCCACGCUGCCCAAGAACGUCUCGGCGUCCCCGACCCUCUACGCCACCGCCGUCGUCGGCGCCGUCCCGGAGCAGGUCUGGGCCAUGGGGCUCUGCCGCGGCGACACCAACGCCAGCAGCUGCCUCGCCUGCCUCACCCAGGCGUUCCAGGACCUGCCCAACGACUGCUCCUACAACAAGGACGCCACCAUCUACUACGACCCCUGCAUCCUCCACUACUCCGACGUCCACACCCUCCCCGACGACGACACCGGCCCGACGACACUGUCCUACACCGUCAACAACAACGCCAACGUCACCUCCGACCCGGCCCGGUUCGAGCGCCUCCUCGCCGCCCUCGUCAACGCCACCGCCGAGCACGCCGCGUACAACUCCACGCGGCGGUUCGCCACGGGGGAGGCCGACUUCGACCAGGAGUUCCCCAAGGUGUACACCCUGGCGCAGUGCACGCCGGACCAGACGCCGGCGCUGUGCCGCAAGUGCCUCGCCGGGCUCAUAUCGCAGUCGCUAGACGGGUUCCAGAGCAAUAUCGGAGGCAGGGUGCUCUGGGUCAACUGCACCUGGCGAUACGAGACCGCGCCCUUCUUCAAUGGACCGGCCAUGGUGCGGCUGGCAACGUCGAGCCCUCCAGCGCCAGCGCCGGCUGGGACGACGACGGCAGCGGCAGGAGGAGGGGAGAGGAAGUACAGUGUGUUCAUUGUGGUUCUUGCAGUUGUGCUGCCUACUCUUGCUGCCCUAAACCUUGUGUUUUGCUUCUGUUUCUGGAGGCGGCGGCGACAAGUAGCACAAGCAAAGCAGUCACAGGCCAUGUAUUCCACUGAAGCAGAGGACAUGGAGACGGUGGACUCCAUGAUGAUCGACAUCUCCACCCUACGAGCCGCAACAGGGAAUUUCGACGAAACAAACAAGCUCGGUGAAGGCGGAUUUGGCGCGGUGUACAAGGGCGUUCUCCCGGACGGCGACGAGAUAGCGGUGAAGCGGCUGUCGAAGAGCUCGACACAGGGAGUGGAGGAGCUGAAGAACGAGCUCGCGUUGGUCGCCAAGCUGAAGCACAGGAACCUCGUCAGACUCGUCGGCGUGUGCCUGGAGCAGCAAGAACGACUGCUCGUGUACGAGUUCGUCCCCAACCGGAGUCUCGACCUGAUACUCUUCGGUACUACUGAUAAACGUGAGCAGCAGCUUAGCUGGGAGCAGAGGUACAAGAUCAUAAACGGCAUCGCUCGAGGCUUGCAGUACCUCCAUGAGGACUCCCAGCUCAAAGUAGUCCACCGUGAUCUCAAGGCCAGCAACAUCCUGCUAGACGUGGAGAUGAACCCCAAGAUCUCAGAUUUUGGCCUCGCGAGGAUCUUCAGUCGAGACCAAACACAGGCCAUCACCAGCCGCGUUGUUGGAACCUAUGGGUACAUGGCGCCAGAAUACCUAAUGCGCGGGAACUACUCGGUGAAAUCGGACGCGUUCAGCUUCGGCGUCAUGGUGCUGGAGAUCGUCACCGGGAGGAAGAACCACGACAGCUUCCACCACAACUCCCAGAAGUCUGGAGACCUCUUGACCACCGUAUGGGAGCACUGGGAGGCCGGGACAGUGGCGGAGCUGGUGGAUCCAUCCCUGGGCGGAAGCUUCCCGGAGGGCGACGUGCUGAGGUGCAUCCACAUCGGCCUGCUCUGCGUCCAGGGAGACCCCGCGGCCCGGCCGGUGAUGUCGUCCGUCGUCAUGAUGCUUGGAACCGACACAGUCACCCUCCAGGCUCCAUCCAAGCCGGGAUUCUUCGCCAGAAAGAGUGGCACUAACACGACCGUGUCCGCUGAUGUGUCGUCGAUUUAGAGAUUGUCAUGACUCAUGAGAGUAUAGAGCAACAAGGUAGCUUGUGCAAAUAGUACGAGUAGGUAGCUACCUUUUUCUCAUGGUAGCAUUGUGUUUUUUAACUUGAAAAUAUUUUAAAUAGUUUUUUUUUAUUUUUUUAAUUGUAUUGUAGUGAUUCUCUCUCCAUGCUCUAGCAUUACUAUCAACAAGAUAGGCCCUAUGAGAUAUCAGAUAUGCA
Sorghum bicolor (sorghum) is the source of this 2234-nucleotide messenger RNA. Its product is annotated as cysteine-rich receptor-like protein kinase 6. The record is from RefSeq and is a predicted model, not a curated record. Lineage: Eukaryota; Viridiplantae; Streptophyta; Magnoliopsida; Poales; Poaceae. Bases 17 to 2017 code for a protein of 666 amino acids. The transcript is spliced from 6 exons. Gene Ontology annotation, molecular function: ATP binding; protein kinase activity. Gene Ontology annotation, biological process: protein phosphorylation.